GGAUGGGACAAGGGGAAUGUUUUUGAGCUCAAAGAAGGGAGAUCGAGCUGAGAUCUCAGGCAGAAAUGUUUUGCUGUGAGGGUGGGGAGGCCCUGGCCCAGGGUGCCCAGAGCAGUGGUGGCUGCCCCAUCCCUGGAGGGGUUCCAGGCCAGGUUGGAUGGGGCUUGGAGCCCCUGAUCCAGUGGGAGGUGUCCCUGCCCAUGGCAGGGGUGGCACUGGAUGGGCUUUGAGGUCCCUUUUGACCCAAACCAUUCCAAGAUUCUUUGGUGUGACUGGGAUGAAGGAUCCAGGGUCUCUUGGCUUCAGCCUUGACUUGUGGGCUCUCAUCUGGAGAAGGAAAUCAGCACAGGGAUUUUUCUCAGCGGUGUUUACACCUGGCAGGUAGGCGGGGAAGCCGGCUAAGGCAAGGGUUAACCUCCUGCAAAGCAACCUGUUCUCCACAACUCAUGUGAUGGAGAACAGUAGCAACACUGAGGUUAGCAGUACCUUCACAGUUUUCUGCUCCAGCAACCCCAGGUAAAAUUAACAAGGUUUGGGAGGCAUCCGGAACAAGCCGGGGCAGAGGAGACAGUGGCCACAUAUGUUCAGCCUGGGCAAUCCCUGGAGGCUUUUCCUGGCCAAUUCUGCAGCCAGAGCCUGGGCUUUCACCUUGGAGCUUCUGAUCCGUGACUUUUGUCAAGCUCCCUUAGCUCCGCUGACGCUGGGGAUGGAUUAAAAGCACUAAAAUGGUAUCUUAGUGGCUGACCUGCGUGCAGGUGGCGAUCUUGGCACCCUCCAGACCUGUUGCCUGGGGAGCUCACAACUGGGGUGGAGGUGGCUUGCAGCACCUGGAUGGGGAGGCUUGGCCUCUCCCAGCCUGGGGAAGGAGGGAAACUGAGGCAGGAGAUGCUAGCACCCUCCAGUGUGGCUCCCUUUGCAUCGCCGAGGGGUCUGAGCAAGGUAGCGCGGUGGCCGUGGGGCCCCCAGCUCUGCCCAGGCUGAUAAAGGCACCUUUGUGAGCCCCAGUGCUGCGCGAGCGCUGCCACUGCUGACUCAGGGCUUUUUCCCAGCCCCGUGACCCAUUGUCGGGGGGACCCUGCCAGGGAGGGUGGCACCAGAACGGUGGGGGCCACGGGCUCUGCAGGAAGCCAGUGGCUGCGGGAGCCAGCGUUCCCCUGCGGUGGGGCGAGGGACGGAGCGGACAUCCCAGCUGAGCAAGACCCGCCCGGCUCCCAGCCCACGCACUGCCUUACCUCCAUCCACCCGUCAGAGUCGGGGCUGCGUCUUCUCCCCGCAGACGCCAUGGGCUCCCGGCACUUCCCCGCCCGGACCGUGCUCUUUGAGAAGGAGUCCAACGGCGUCACGUACCGCGUGCCUGCCCUGAUCUACCUGCCUUGCGUGGCCAAGCUGCUGGCUUUCGCGGAGGAGCGGCUGAGCGCUGAUGAUGCCCACGCCAACCUGCUGGUGCUGCGCCGCGGCACCGUCUACCGGAGCUACGUGGAGUGGGAAGACAUGCGUGUGCUGGAGACGGCGACGCUGCAGCACCACCGGUCGAUGAACCCCUGCCCGCUCUACGAUGAGUUCACCGGCACCCUCUUCCUUUUCUUCAUCACGGUGCUGGGCAGGACACCUGAAGCCUACCAGAUUGUCACCGGCCAAAACGUCACCCGCCUCUGCUGUGUCACCAGCACUGACCAGGGCCUGAGCUGGAGCAAGGCCACGGACCUGACUCAGCAGGUCAUCGGCGGGGCCAUCAAAGACUGGGCGACGUUUGCGCUGGGCCCCGGGCACGGGAUCCAGCUGCGUUCUGGCCGUCUGCUCGUACCCGCCUACAGCUACCACAUCGACUGCAAGGAGUGCUUCGGGCAGCUCUGCAAGACCACCCCUCACUCCUUUGCCUUCUACAGCGAUGACCACGGCCGGGGCUGGCGCUUCGGGGAGUUCAUUCCCAACCUGCAGACGGGCGAGUGCCAGCUGGUCUCGGUGGAUGAGGAGGAUGGCUCCAACGUCCUCUACUGCAACGCCCGCAGCCCCUUGGGCUUCAGGGUCCAGGCACUGAGCACGGACGACGGGGCUGUCUUUCACGGGGGACAGCUGGUCCAGCGGCUGGUUGAGCCCCCUCAUGGCUGUCACGGCAGCGUCAUUGGCUUCCCCGCACCUCUUGUGUACGUCCCCACCAGCCCGCCGGACCCUGCGGUGCCACUCCGGGGCUCAGCUCACCGCCUGCUCCCUGGGGUGCUCCCAGCACCUCAGUCCCUGCCCGCCCGGCAGGCAGCGGGCGAUGAGCUGCUCACCAUGGCCACCAGCAGCCACCACAAGCCAGCGGAGCCCCAGGAGAGCUCUCUUACCCCACUGCACCUCAGCCAAGUGGGUGGUGACAUCUUGGUCCAAGAGGACCCUAUGGCAACUCCCAGUCCUGCUCCCUUCUUCCAAGCACCGACGUGGAUCCUCUACUCCCACCCCACCAGCUCCAUGUCACGGGUCAACAUGGGGGUUCACCUGAGCACCUUCCCCAGAGAUGUGGAGAGCUGGACUGAGCCCUGGGUCAUCUAUGAGGGCCCAAGCGCUUACUCGGACCUGGCUUACAUGGAGCUGCCCUACAACGAGGCCUCCAUCGCUGGUGGCACGGCCAUCGCUUUCGCCUGCCUCUACGAGAAUGGGACACGGUCACCCUAUGAGCAGAUCUCUUUUAGUAUGUUCACGCUGCACGAUGUGCUCCAGAACAUCCCCCUGACAGCUUCUACUCCGCAGAAGAACAGCUGUCCUCGAUGCCCCAGAAAGCAGGGGCGAAGGCGCUGCCUGGUCUCCUAGUGCCCUCCCAGAUGGGCUCAUCCACGUUGGACCCCGACCCGCAGCCCGAUGUCUCAAGGAUGCUCACAGCCCAACGUCCUGCCAUCGGCCAGCACGGCCACAUCACACAGCAGGAAGACACUACCAUCUCCAAACGGUUUUUUAACCUCAUUCUUAUUGCUGUUUUUUAAUUAUAGGGUUGGGUGGGCAUGGAGGUUUGUGCCACCAGCGCAGCCCCAGACUCCUUCGGGAGCGCAAACACAGACCGGAGGGGCAGCAGUAGCAGUGCGGGCGAGAAGGCAGCUGGGGGCUGCCGCGCGUGUCACCGCAGGGGGACAGGAUGCUCCGGUUGUGCCCUGUCUCGUCCCACCACUCUGCUCCAAGGGGGUUUCCUUCCAUGGUCAUAAAUAUUGAUGGUCUUUUUU
Cuculus canorus (common cuckoo) is the source of this 3194-nucleotide messenger RNA. It is a transcript of the gene NEU4, whose product is annotated as neuraminidase 4. The coding region runs from base 1282 to 2790 and encodes 502 amino acids. Gene Ontology annotation, biological process: ganglioside catabolic process; oligosaccharide catabolic process. The transcript is spliced from 4 exons. Gene Ontology annotation, cellular component: cytoplasm; lysosome; membrane. Gene Ontology annotation, molecular function: exo-alpha-sialidase activity. The record is from RefSeq and is a predicted model, not a curated record. NCBI's taxonomy places the organism in Eukaryota, Metazoa, Chordata, Aves, Cuculiformes, Cuculidae.